AUGUCCCAAGUUUCAGUUUGUCAGUGUGCCCAAUUGUCCCAAGUGUUGUCCCCAAGUGUUGAUACAGUGUUGUCCCAAGUGUUGAUCCAAAGUGUUGUCCCCAAGUGUCCUGAUGUUGUCCCAGUAUUGUCCCAAGUGUUGUCCCAAGUGUUGUCCCAAGUGUUGUCCCCAAGUAUUGUCCCCAAGUGUGCCCCAAGUGUUGUCCCAAGUGUUAUUCUUCUUGGUCCCAAGUGUUGUCCCAAGUGUUGUCCUGAUAUUGUCCCAAGUGUUGUCCCAAGUGUUCUGAUGUUGUCCCCAAGUGUUGUCCCCAAGUGUUGUCCUGAUGUUGUCCAAGUGUUGUCCCAAAAGUGUUGUCCCAAGUAUUGUCCCCAAGUGUUGAUAAGUUUGUCCAGGUAUUUGUCCCAAAUAUCAGUGUUUGUCUGCGUAUUGUCCCCAACUGUUGUCCCAAGUGUGUCUGGGAGUGUGUCCAAGUGUUGUCCCAAGUAUUGUCCCAAAUGUGUCCCAAGUGUUGUCCCAAGAGUGUUGUCCCAAGUGUGUCUAGUGUGUCCCAAGUGUUGUCCCCAAGUGUUGUCCCAAGUGUGUCCCAAGUGUUGCCCAAGUGUUGUCCCAAGUGUUGUCCCAGUAUUGUCUGAUGUUGUCUACAAGUAUUGUCCCAAGUGUUGA
Molecule: messenger RNA, 663 nt
Organism: Homarus americanus (American lobster)
Lineage: Eukaryota; Metazoa; Arthropoda; Malacostraca; Decapoda; Nephropidae
Product: keratin-associated protein 10-4-like
Exons: 1
Coding region: 1-663 (220 amino acids)
Source: RefSeq, a predicted model, not a curated record